Messenger RNA from Carcharodon carcharias (great white shark), 1480 nucleotides. Its product is annotated as receptor-transporting protein 3-like. Gene Ontology annotation, molecular function: olfactory receptor binding. Bases 215 to 703 code for a protein of 162 amino acids. Lineage: Eukaryota; Metazoa; Chordata; Chondrichthyes; Lamniformes; Lamnidae. Gene Ontology annotation, biological process: protein insertion into membrane; protein targeting to membrane. The record is from RefSeq and is a predicted model, not a curated record. The transcript is spliced from 2 exons.
AGUCUGUUGUUAUUAUACAACAUCAUUCCAAUUGAUUGAAAAGUGUGCAGGAGAUCCUAAUUAUAUUUGUGUUUCUUACUGUGACUGCAUACUUACUGUGCUAGUACGAAAGGAGAAACAAAACUGACAGAUCAGACUGAAAAUUGUAGAAAACUUGGAGAAGGUUACUUAGAGAUUUUUUUGAUAGCGUCAGUGAAUUUUUACAUAAAGGAAAAUGAACACAAGCUGGGUUCAAUUGUUUAAUCGUAAGGUGUUGAAUUUGGCACACACUGAUUGCUGGAAUAUUGCACAGGAUGAUGACUUACUACCACAACAAACACCCGCAGGAUGGAAUUGGUACAGGACGUCUUCAUUUGCAAGAUUCCAUUGUUCAACUUGCUCCAAUGGAUGGGCUUCUGCAAGGGCUCUAAUUCUUUUCAAUAUGAGACUGCGGAAUGGGACAGGAGAUGUGAAGGUUCGAUUCUUCAAACAGCAGUGCCGAAGAAACCAUGAUGAAGAAGCUAAUUUUGUGGAACCUGUCUUCAGUGAAGAAAAUAUCAAACAAGUUCUUGAUCGGUUAAUGACAAAGAUCCGGCAACGAUGUUAUCAGGAAGACAUUGGAGAACGCAAAGCCUUUCUCGAAAGGGAUUGCAACCUGGAUGGUCCCCAUGAGACACGUCAUUGUGAAGCUUGCAGGGUGGGAAUCUGCAGCCAAGCUGUGUGACCAGGAGCCUGAACUUAUCGCUUUUGGAAACCUGAUGGAUCCUAUAAUGCAAAAUAUAUUGUUAGAAUCAUAAAAUACAUGUUUUAAAGUUGAAUAAUGCUUAAAAGUUUGGCUUUUGAUCAUUAUUUCCAUGCCUGUGCUUUCAAUUUGCUCUUGUGAUUAUAUUUUAUUGCAAUUCAUGUUGAUUUAUAUGAGUUGUUAGAAUCUAUAAGAUAUUGCUUGAAAGGCGGUGGUAGCAGCUUCAUACUUUCAAAAGGCAAUUGAAUGAAUACUUGAAUGGGAAAAUUUGUAGGGCUGAGGUCAAAGAGUAGGGUGGUGGGAUUUAAUGGAUAGCUCUUUCAAAGAAUUGUCACAGACAUUAUGAGCCAUGUGGCUCCUUCUGUGCGGCAUGAUUCUAUGAUUCAUAUAAUUAAAAUGACAAUGAAAAUUGCGGUAUUACCAACAUUUCAUUGUACAUUAUCUAUAUAAUGUGAAACAGCUAUUUGAAGACAUUUUUAUUUAUAUGAAUAGCCAUUUCAUUCAAAUUAAAAUAAUGCUGGCGGAUGAAGAAAGAUCCAAAUGACAGGCUUGGCUUUCAUAUCACUUAAAAAUAUGAACUGUUCAGAUUAUAUCUCUUGCUUGUGGACAGAAAUUAGGUUGGUUAUUCCUCCAAGAGAAGCAUUUAACCUCUCAAGUUAGAUUAUAUAUUUUUAUACUAUAAUAUUUCACUGGACUUCACAAUGCAAUUGCAGCAACAAAUAAAUACAACAAAUUGUCUUUGAAUGAGUUAAAUAGAAA